AGCUGCCUAGUCGGUAACAUCCAUCAGCUGAUAACAACAAUUCUCGAAAACUUAAAAUUUUAAUAAAUGAGCCAGGCCAAGGUUUCCAUAGCCUUGGGAAGCAUCCCAUGCGAAACCGGCCUGGCUGAAGGGCCCCAUUGGGACGCCGACAGAGAAGAGCUCUUCUACGUAGAUGUUGUCCACCACUCCGUUUUCCGCUACCUUCCAAAAGAGGAGGAAUGCUACAAGGUGGAAAUUGACGCCGAAGACAUCUCCGUCGUCGUUCCCGUCGCCAGAGAGCGUAAUAAAUACAUCGUCGCUGCAGGAAGAACGGUCCAACUGAUCGACUGGGAUGGCCUUUCGACCACCCCCAGUGAAGCUAAACUUCUCCACACUGUCGACGAUGAACUUCCAACCAACAGGUUAAACGAUGGCAAAUGUGACGCCCACGGAAGGCUUUGGGCAGGAUCCAUGGGUGAAUUUGACGUAAAGACGGGGAAAGUGCGGUUAAAAAAGGGGUCGCUCUAUAGUUUCGAGGGUGUCUUACCGGAAGUGCACUUUGGCCAGAUCGACAUCGCCAACGGCCUGACAUGGUCACCUGACAAUUCCGUCAUGUAUUACAUUGAUUCUAAUUCUGGACGGUUGGACGCGUACGAUUUUAAUUUGGAAAGCGGGACUUUAAGCAAUCGUCGUACGGCAUACAACUUCAGGUCGGCAGGAACACUCGGACUGGCCGAUGGGAUGACGAUUGAUACAAAUGGGAAUGUUUGGGUGGCCAUGUUUGGCGGACAAGGGGUGGUACAAAUCGACCCUAGAGUCGGCAAACAGAUUGGUCUCGUAGAAAUGUACGCAAAUCGUGUGACCUCUGUCACCUUUGGGGGGACAAAUUUGGACACAUUGUACAUCACGACGGCGGGCGCAUUUAUGCCGAACGAUAAAUUGGAAGACUUUGGACUUGGUGCGGGACAACUUUACCAAGCCGUUAACGUAGGGGCUAGAGGCUUAAGUGGUGGAGUUAGUUAUGCAGGAAUAAUUUAGUAAUUAAGUAGAUAAAAUAAAUAUUUGCAAUUAAAAAUGUUCACACAUCAGCAUAUCACACAAACCAACCAUUUUUUUUAUUUAUCACUUCACUCUAAAUCGGACAAAAAUAAAACUUUGAGUACCUA
This is a messenger RNA of Folsomia candida, 1145 nucleotides long. Its product is annotated as regucalcin. Gene Ontology annotation, molecular function: calcium ion binding; gluconolactonase activity. Bases 67 to 1017 code for a protein of 316 amino acids. The record is from RefSeq and is a predicted model, not a curated record. Gene Ontology annotation, biological process: L-ascorbic acid biosynthetic process. NCBI's taxonomy places the organism in Eukaryota, Metazoa, Arthropoda, Collembola, Entomobryomorpha, Isotomidae. The transcript is spliced from 5 exons.